AGGCGGCGAGACAAGAUGCGGGGCUCGGGGCCCCGGGGCGCGGGACGCCGGCGGCCCCCCAGCACCUCUGCGUCCCUGGCCGGCUGCUCCUCCGCACCUCGCAGGGCGCCCCUCUGGACCUGCCUUCUCCUGUGCGCCGCGCUCCGGACCCUCCUGGCCAGCCCCAGCAACGAAGUGAAUUUGUUGGAUUCACGGACUGUCAUGGGGGACUUGGGAUGGAUUGCUUUUCCAAAAAAUGGGUGGGAAGAGAUUGGUGAAGUUGAUGAAAAUUAUGCCCCUAUCCACACAUACCAAGUAUGCAAAGUUAUGGAACAGAACCAGAAUAACUGGCUUUUGACCAGUUGGAUCUCCAAUGAAGGUGCUUCCAGAAUCUUCAUAGAACUCAAGUUUACUCUGCGGGACUGCAACAGUCUUCCUGGAGGGCUGGGGACCUGUAAGGAGACUUUCAACAUGUAUUACUUUGAGUCAGAUAAUGAGAAUGGGAGAAACAUCAAGGAAAACCAGUACAUCAAAAUUGAUACCAUUGCUGCCGAUGAAAGCUUUACAGAACUUGAUCUUGGUGACCGUGUCAUGAAACUGAAUACAGAGGUCAGAGAUGUAGGACCUCUAAGCAAAAAGGGAUUUUAUCUCGCUUUUCAAGAUGUGGGUGCUUGCAUUGCUCUUGUUUCAGUGCGAGUGUAUUAUAAAAAAUGCCCUUCUGUGGUACGACAUUUAGCUGUCUUCCCUGACACAAUUACUGGAGCUGAUUCUUCACAGUUACUUGAAGUGGCAGGCUCCUGUGUCAACCAUUCUGUGACAGACGAACCACCCAAAAUGCACUGCAGCGCUGAAGGAGAGUGGCUGGUACCCAUUGGGAAAUGCAUGUGCAAGGCCGGAUACGAAGAGAAAAACGGCACCUGUCAAGUGUGCAGACCUGGGUUCUUCAAAGCCUCACCUCACAGCCAGAGCUGCAGCAAAUGUCCACCUCACAGUUACACCCAUGAGGAAGCUUCAACCUCUUGUGUCUGUGAAAAGGAUUAUUUCAGGAGGGAGUCUGAUCCACCCACAAUGGCAUGCACAAGACCCCCCUCAGCUCCUCGGAAUGCCAUCUCAAAUGUUAAUGAAACUAGUGUCUUUCUGGAAUGGAUUCCUCCUGCUGACACUGGUGGAAGGAAAGAUGUGUCAUAUUAUAUUGCAUGCAAGAAGUGCAACUCCCAUGCAGGUGUGUGUGACGAGUGUGGCGGUCAUGUCAGGUACCUCCCCCAGCAAAUCGGCCUGAAAAACACCUCUGUCAUGGUGGUGGAUCUGCUCGCUCACACAAACUAUACCUUUGAGAUUGAGGCAGUGAAUGGAGUGUCCGACUUGAGCCCAGGAGCCCGGCAGUAUGUGUCUGUAAAUGUAACCACAAAUCAAGCAGCCCCCUCUCCAGUCACCAAUGUGAAAAAGGGGAAGAUAGCUAAGAACAGCAUCUCCUUGUCUUGGCAAGAGCCAGAUCGCCCCAAUGGAAUCAUCCUGGAGUAUGAAAUCAAAUAUUUUGAAAAGGACCAAGAGACCAGCUAUACAAUUAUCAAAUCUAAAGAGACAUCUAUAACUGCGGAGGGCUUGAAACCAGCUUCGGUGUAUGUCUUCCAAAUUCGGGCACGCACGGCAGCAGGCUAUGGUGUCUUCAGUCGAAGAUUUGAGUUUGAAACCAUCCCAGUGUCAGUUGCAGCCUCCAGCGAUCAAAGCCAGAUUCCUAUAAUUGCUGUGUCUGUGACAGUGGGAGUCAUUUUGUUGGCAGUGGUUAUCGGCUUCCUCCUCAGUGGAAGUUGCUGCGAUUGUGGCUGUGGACGGGCUUCUUCCCUGUGCGCUGUUGCCCAUCCAAGCCUCAUAUGGCGGUGUGGUUACAGCAAAGCCAAACAAGACCCAGAAGAGGAAAAGAUGCAUUUUCAUAAUGGGCACAUUAAACUGCCAGGAGUAAGAACUUAUAUUGAUCCACAUACCUAUGAGGACCCCAAUCAAGCUGUCCAUGAAUUUGCCAAGGAGAUAGAAGCUUCAUGCAUCACCAUUGAGAGAGUUAUUGGAGCAGGUGAAUUUGGUGAAGUUUGUAGCGGACGUUUGAAACUUCCAGGAAAGAGAGAAUUACCUGUGGCGAUUAAAACCCUUAAAGUAGGCUAUACUGAGAAACAGCGCAGAGAUUUCCUUGGGGAAGCAAGUAUCAUGGGGCAGUUUGACCAUCCUAACAUCAUUCACUUAGAGGGUGUCGUGACCAAAAGUAAACCGGUGAUGAUCGUGACAGAGUAUAUGGAAAAUGGUUCUUUAGAUACAUUUUUAAAGAAAAAUGACGGGCAGUUCACUGUGAUCCAGCUGGUUGGCAUGCUGAGAGGCAUCGCUGCAGGAAUGAAAUACCUUUCUGACAUGGGCUACGUGCAUAGAGACCUUGCUGCCAGAAACAUCUUAAUCAACAGUAACCUUGUGUGCAAAGUGUCUGACUUUGGACUUUCCAGGGUCCUGGAAGAUGAUCCUGAGGCAGCCUACACCACAAGGGGAGGCAAAAUUCCAAUCAGAUGGACUGCCCCAGAAGCUAUAGCUUUCCGAAAGUUUACCUCUGCAAGUGAUGUCUGGAGCUAUGGAAUCGUGAUGUGGGAGGUUGUGUCUUAUGGAGAAAGACCCUACUGGGAGAUGACCAACCAAGAUGUGAUUAAAGCCGUAGAGGAAGGCUAUCGUCUGCCAAGCCCCAUGGACUGCCCUGCUGCUCUCUACCAAUUAAUGCUGGAUUGCUGGCAGAAAGAUCGAAAUAGCAGGCCCAAAUUCGAAGAAAUUGUCAACAUGUUGGACAAGCUGAUCCGUAACCCAAGUAGCUUGAAGACACUGGUUAAUGCAUCAAGCAGAGUAUCUGAUUUAUUGGCAGAACAUGGCUCACUGGGAUCUGGGGCCUACAGAUCAGUAGGCGAAUGGCUAGAAGCAAUCAAAAUGGGCCGAUAUACAGAGAUUUUCAUGGAAAAUGGAUACAGUUCAAUGGACGCUGUGGCUCAGGUGACCUUGGAGGAUUUGAGACGGCUUGGAGUGACUCUUGUUGGUCACCAGAAGAAGAUUAUGAACAGCCUUCAAGAAAUGAAGGUGCAGCUGGUCAACGGGAUGGUGCCAUUGUAACUUGUUUAUUGUCACUUCGUCAAGUGAAUGACUCUGCACUUUGUAAACAAGCUCUGAGAUUUAUUUUAUCAAAAAACAAAGGGGAAAAAGGGAAAACUCAGUGAUUUCUAAACAUUAAGAGAGCAUUUGUUUCAGCCACAGAAUUUGUAAUCAGUGUUUUACUAAAAUCUCUUUAUCUUCCUCUUGCUGUCUUCAUUUUUCAUGAAGCAAAUAUAACCUGCAUGGAAUAAGAACAUGAAGUUUAAACACUAUCUUGUAUUACAACAACAAAAUCCUUCUCCCUACUUCUACAAAAUUUUAUACAUGAAAUAUAUAACUAUAUAUAGCACCUUUUUAGACUGAAUGAAGGCAGCCCCUUUCAAAACUUCCAAGAAUCUACUUGAAAGGAAAGUUUGAUAGCCAUCUGUAGGCUAACAAAAGCUGCAAUUUACUGACGUUUACUUCAAGUCUUAAUUGUCUACAUAAGUGUAUUGAAGAGCAAUAUGGUUAGAUAAUUUCUAAAUAGAUAUCUUCUUUUGUAAUUUUAAAUGCUGUUACACAGCGUUAAGUUAUAGAAACUAGUGUAUAAAUAUGUUGCUUGAUCAAGGACAAGUACAAUACAGGGUGUAUAUUUAUUUUUCUGUGUUAUAAAGUUUACUUUUAGUUGCUCUUCUAGAUACUACUAGGUAAUAAAUGUGUAUACACUGUAUAAUUUGCUGUAUACCCAGGAAUCAAUUUACGUUGAAGUUUUGUGUGUGUGUGGCUUGCACAUAUGUGUAUUACCAUUCAGCUUGCAUUGUUAAUAGUAUUUUAAUUUUAGCAACAUUCAGGAACAAGCAUUCCAGGGUAUAUUAGAAAUAGGAGAAAUAGGGAAGCAGUAAGACAAAAUCUAACAAAAGCUUGUGUCUUUUUUCCUCUCAUGUGUCCAAAAGCUGCUAAAUCUCUCUAUUCAGUAACAGGAAAUGUCUAUAAGGCUAAAUCCCCUUUGGUGUUUUAAAAACAUUUUGUGAUAUCUGUGACAAUGCAGUUCUUCUAGCCAUUAAUCUUACACCCCUGUAAGAAAUUUCACCUUUCUGAGUCCCAGAAAAUAUCUUGUCAAGCAAAGUUGACACCAAAGGGCACAUUUUCAGCAGGAUGUAGAAGGAUUUAACUGUGCAGACUUCUGUUAAUAUUGUUAAAUCCAGGACAUAGCACCAAGCAUUACUCCUAAGUGUUAAUCCUUUGUAACCAUUUCCUUUGUGGCCCAGCUCUAGAAAUUUUGAUACUAAAGCAGCAAUGGAAGGAUGUCAAAUACAUCCAUAUUUUUUUUUUUCCUUUUGGAAUUUUCUCUACGGCAAGGCUUGACCAGUUUUAUUUGUUGAUGGCUGUUUUUUCCUUUGGUAAUUUUAUCUUGUAUUCAGUUACAUUGAAUUGAUCUUGAGGAGCCAAUCUAAAGUGCUAUUCAAUUGGCCUUAUUAAGAAAUAUAAAAUGUCCUAUGUACAUGCUAUGAACCAAACUUGGUGAAGAGUGAUAUUUGUGCUGUGAUACAAAUUAAACCAUUUUUUAGAACCUGAACAAAACUGCGCUCCUUGGUGGAAUAACCAAGUUCUUUUGUAUUGUUACACUUUAUAAAUAGUGAAAUGACAUGAUUAUUCAAGGAGCACAGCAUUUAAACAAAAUACAGCCUACUUCAGAUUGUCAAC
Messenger RNA from Odocoileus virginianus texanus, 4773 nucleotides. RefSeq names its product EPH receptor A5 (gene EPHA5). Gene Ontology annotation, cellular component: dendrite; plasma membrane. Gene Ontology annotation, molecular function: protein binding; transmembrane-ephrin receptor activity; ATP binding. Gene Ontology annotation, biological process: ephrin receptor signaling pathway; protein phosphorylation; axon guidance. NCBI's taxonomy places the organism in Eukaryota, Metazoa, Chordata, Mammalia, Artiodactyla, Cervidae. The record is from RefSeq and is a predicted model, not a curated record.